Molecule: messenger RNA, 584 nt
Organism: Dendronephthya gigantea
Lineage: Eukaryota; Metazoa; Cnidaria; Anthozoa; Malacalcyonacea; Nephtheidae
Exons: 3
Coding region: 30-524 (164 amino acids)
Molecular function (GO): protein binding
Source: RefSeq, a predicted model, not a curated record
UUGAUAUUGUAAAAGUUGCACCUAAGAAUAUGAGAACAACCAGAAGCCCAUCUGUAUCUAGUGAAACAAGUUUAAGUUUAUCACCAACUUCAAACCCUACCACCCAACCUCAUAGUACCUCUCCCAACCUGCUGGAAAUGUUCAUGAUACAGAGCCAACAGCGAAUGGAAAUUGAGGCAAAGCGGGCAGAUAUGUUUCAAAAUACUUUACUAGCAAUGAUGAGUUCAAAUGUUAGACUACCAGUGCAGGAACCCAGCGGAUCUGUCCCAAUAAAGCCAACUGAAAAAACAGCCAUUCAGCAGCUUACAGAAGAGAAUGUAUCAAGAGUUUUGAAAAAGAUAGGGCUGGAACGUUAUUGCCAAUGUUUUUUAGAUAAUCAUGUAGAUGGUAUCCUCCUUGAAGCCAUGAUACACCACACCCUUGGUAAUGGUUUGCUGGCAAGUCUUGGUGUUAUAGAUGAAAAUGACCGCUCACUUUUAGUCAGGGAAAUCUAUAAAGUGAAGUUCCAGGGAUAUGAAGAUUAAAGUUAGAAUACUCACAUGCACUGCUUUAGUCAUAGCCACAUGAAGAUAUCAUCCGAGAAC